Molecule: messenger RNA, 1663 nt
Organism: Schizosaccharomyces japonicus yFS275
Lineage: Eukaryota; Fungi; Ascomycota; Schizosaccharomycetes; Schizosaccharomycetales; Schizosaccharomycetaceae
Product: NADP-dependent L-serine/L-allo-threonine dehydrogenase ydfG
Exons: 1
Coding region: 245-1030 (261 amino acids)
Molecular function (GO): oxidoreductase activity, acting on the CH-OH group of donors, NAD or NADP as acceptor
Source: RefSeq, a predicted model, not a curated record
AUUCCGUCAUAAACAGUCAUGGAGGAAGCAGAAUAGCCACUCAGUUUUGGCUUACUAAUAGUUAUUCUUGUCCAUAUUUGUAUAAAAAUGUGUUGUCUUACUAGUAUUCAAAUAUAAAAAACGAUUGAAUCGCGUACUCGAGAAAUAUCCGCUUCCUAAAUUUUUAUAAUUAAGUUGUCGUAUUAUCGGAACUUCCCCUCUUGAUUUCCCUGUUACUUCUCUUGCUGCUUUCAAAUUAAUCACGAUGAGCAAUUUGGACGGAAAGACUAUUCUGAUCACCGGUGCAUCCGCCGGUAUCGGUAAGGCUACUGCUAUCGAGAUUGCUAAGACGGGGAAAGCCAAGCUGAUUUUGGCUGCUCGUCGUGUUGCUGUUGUUGAGGAACUAAAAGCCGAAUUGGAAUCAAAAUAUGAAGGAGUCAAGGUUCUUCCUUUGAAACUCGACGUAUCAAAUGUUGAAGAGGUAGAAUCCACAAUUGGUACUCUUCCAAAGGAAUUUUCUCAUAUCGAUGUGCUUAUCAACAAUGCUGGUCUUGCUUUGGGUCUUAAUUAUUUCCGUAAUAUGGAUAUGCAAGAUGCUAUAAAAGUUGUAAACACGAAUAUCAUUGGUCUCAUUGCAGUGACAAAGGCCGUUAUUCGUAUUUUCUACGAAAACGGUGGUCAUGGAGACAUUGUUAAUGUUAGCAGUAUUGCUGGUCAUGAGCCUUAUCCCACCGGUUCAGUCUACUGCUGCACCAAGGCAGCCGUGAGCAUGUUCACCUCUACUUUGCGACAGGAAACCAUCGAUACUCGCAUUCGUGUUAUGGAGAUUGACCCGGGAAUGGUCGAUACAGAAUUCGCUACGGUUAUUACACACGGCGACAAAGUUGCUGCUGAUAAAUUCUAUGAGGGUUACGAAGCUCUAAAAGGAAAAGACAUUGGCGAGCUUAUUGUUUUCGGCAUCACUCGCAGGGAGAACUUUGUUCUCGCCCAAGCGACAGCUCUUCCUUCCAGUCAAUCUGGCUGUACGGCUAUCCAUCGGGAAUCAAAGUAAGUGAUGAUAAUACAAUAGAGAGUGAAUGUUGUUUACGAGGAAGAUGAAAGAAUUGGUGUAGCCGCAUGGGAAUUGCGGACAGGAAUCAAGAAGUUGUAUAUUGAUUCGGCCAAUUUGGCAGCAAAGAGCUUCAGCCUAAAAAACCCAUGUCGUCUAUGAGGGAUUACAAUGAAGAUUCUGGCGUCUGGGCUAUUAUAGCUGGCUUCAUAUACAUUUUUUCCUCGAAGUCUGUUUAUUUUCAAUCAAAUUGUUUCUCUCUGUUCCUUCGGCAAGGCCGAUUAGAGCGCAACAAUACCUGACCUUUCGAGAAUACAAAAGGUCGCACCUCGAACUUCCCUUUGCGACUACGCGAAAUCGAAUUGAAUGCCCCAAGCAAUCGAGUCAAGCCUUAGAAGUAAACUUUCACGGUUCGAGGCCGGAUAUAUUUAGAUUGAUUGAGGAUUCUGGUUUGCUGGCUUCAAACAAUGAAUAACUUCUUCCUUUAUCCUUUCAAUAAACUUCGGUUAAUACAACCUAAUUGUUAUGAUGUGCGCAAUAUGUUAUGAAAGUUAUUCUUGAAAGAAACAAGUAGUGUUCAACAGAUUAUAGCCAUUGAACUCUUGCACAUUUAUAAUAACUAUUUUAUUGAUAAUA